AUAUCGCUCAGUCAGCCAUAACACCAAGACGCGACAGCGCGUCACAUCGGCCAUCUUUAUUUUUGUUUGUUUCUUGCUUUUUAACAAAUAUAUUUUAACAAUUCAAAAAUUAAUGCCAAUUUAAAAUGGCGACAGUGAACGGUAAAGAUUUAAAUAUGGAACAACCAGCGGUGCCGCCAUCUUCGUUAAUCAGACGCGUCAGUUCGCGUUCGAUUCGAAAUUCAAUUUCAGAAGACAAAGAAAAUGGCGUCGAUAAUAAUACGAAGGGUUCCUUCGUCAGCAAAUAUAAAAAAGCACCAGAAGCAUUUAAGAGUUUCCAUAUAAAUGAUGUCGAAAAUGAAUUAGAAGUACCCGGCACACCAAUGACACCGCGGACAUCGACAACACCUGGUCAUGAGAACUGCACAUUCCACCAUGAUUUGGAGCUGGACCACAGACCGCCUACCAGAGAGGCUCUCUUACCCGACAUGGCUAAUUCCUACAGACUUUUACUCACAGGUUUGGGUGAGGAUCCAGAGAGACAGGGUCUCCUGAAGACACCAGAAAGAGCAGCAAAGGCUAUGCUGUUCUUUACAAAAGGAUAUGACCAAAGCUUGGAAGAGGUCCUAAACAAUGCUAUAUUUGAUGAAGAUACAGAUGAGAUGGUGGUUGUUAAGGACAUUGAAAUGUUUUCUAUGUGUGAACAUCAUUUGGUGCCGUUCUAUGGCAAAGUUUCCAUCGGGUAUCUGCCUCAAGGCAAAAUACUUGGCCUCAGCAAGCUCGCAAGAAUCGUAGAGAUUUUCUCUCGACGCCUACAAGUGCAGGAACGUCUUACAAAACAGAUUGCUAUAGCUGUCACUCAGGCGGUCAGACCUGCAGGUGUCGCUGUUGUUAUUGAAGGAGUACAUAUGUGUAUGGUGAUGCGCGGAGUUCAGAAAAUAAACAGUAAGACGGUGACAUCUACCAUGCUGGGAGUCUUCAGAGAUGACCCGAAGACCAGGGAAGAGUUCCUUAAUCUGGUACACUCCAAAUAAGACCGGCGAUAGAAUUUUUAUUAUUUUAAUUUUAAUCAAAGAAAUGUUAUAAAAUGAAGAUUUUAUUAUCUUACUCUCUUAAAAAAACUAUUGGUCUCAGCGUAAUGUUAUAUAGCCUAAAGCCUUCCUCUAUAAAUGGACUAUCCAGCAAAGAAAGAAUUUUUCAAAUCGGACCAGUAGUUCCUGAGAUUAGCGCGUACAAACAAACAGACAAACUCUUCUGCUUUAGAAUAUUAAUAUAGAUUAUUUAACAAAAUUAUUUUCUCUUUGAAAUAUGUCUCGUGUUAUUUUUAUUCUUAAUUUAAUUUUUAAAUAAAAUUCUAAAUUUGAAUAAUAAUUUAAUUUGAAAAAUCUUUUAAAUUAUAACAUUUCUUUGAUUCUACAUAUUUUGUGUUCGUAAUUUUAUUGAAUAAUAAUAAAAAAAAACAUAUUUUAUUUCUUAAUUUGCUAUUUGCAAAUUGUAAAUUAAUUUUCCACUUUUAUUUUAUAGCGUACAAAUAUUUUAAUUAUAAAUAUAUUUUUUCGUAAUCAUUUUUUUUUGUUUAUUUUCGUAUGAAAAUUAACUUUUUUAAUUGUACAAGUAAGAAAUACAGAGUCUAAAAUUAUUUAUUUAAUUAAUUUCCGAAAAAUGAAAAGUAUAUUUAAUUGUUUUUUUAUAACGCUAUUAAAAUUUUAAAAAAAUAUUCAGAUGCUUACAAUGGAAUAUUCUGGAAUUUUCGAAAGGUUAUUUUUACAAUAAUCUACGUAUAUUUUUAACGUAAUAAAUAAAUAAAAACGUUCCUUUACGUUAAUAUUUUUUAAACUGCCCUUCGUUAGUGUAUUUUAAUUUGUAUAAGUUUAUAUUUGAUAUGAAAAUUAUACGUUUUAUUUUAGACAAUAAUAGCAGUUAGUUUUAUUAUAUCGAGAAAUUAGAUGAUGUAAUUGCCCACGUCAUUGUAUUUUUCGAUAUUUGUUAAAUUUUUUUAGUACAAAAGAAAAAUUCUUAGUAAAAGUUGCCUGUUGUAAAAAUGUCGAACAUAUUAUGGCUGAUGUUCGACAUUUUUGCUAUUUUUUUUUGAUAAUAUUGGUUUAUAUUGCCCGGACCAAUAUUAAUGGUUGCCUUAUUGCGAUUAUACGAUUUUUUUAUAUGUUUAAUGUUAUACAGAUUGUAUAAUGGAUACAUAUUUUAUUUUAUAAAUAAAGGUUUAUAUUUUUAAGUUAAA
Molecule: messenger RNA, 2215 nt
Organism: Papilio xuthus (Asian swallowtail)
Lineage: Eukaryota; Metazoa; Arthropoda; Insecta; Lepidoptera; Papilionidae
Gene: Pu
Product: GTP cyclohydrolase punch
Exons: 7
Coding region: 126-1013 (295 amino acids)
Biological process (GO): tetrahydrofolate biosynthetic process; tetrahydrobiopterin biosynthetic process
Cellular component (GO): cytoplasm
Molecular function (GO): zinc ion binding; GTP binding; GTP cyclohydrolase I activity
Source: RefSeq, a predicted model, not a curated record